AUGGAUAAUCGAAUGGUUCAAGAGCUCGAUUUAAUUCGAUUUCCGCUUGAUAUUACUGCUGGCGCUCCAACUAAGAACAGAAGGCUUAAACGACAAAACGAAAUUGCUAUCAAUCCUGAGAAGUCGGGAUUCUUUUACUCCAUUGAGCUGCAGGUCGGCACCCCUGCCCAAGCCGUGAGAGUCAACUUCGACACUGGCUCUGCCGAGCUCUGGAUCAACCCUGUUUGCAGUAAAUCCACUGACCCGGGAUUCUGCGAGAAACUUGGCCGUUUCAACGGCAGUCAGACUUUUGUCGACACAAAUACGACUAAUCGGAUCGGAUAUGGAACUGGCUUCGCGAAACUCGACUACGGCUAUGAUUACGUUCAGAUCGGAUCCGCCAAAAUCAGCCAGCAAAUGUUUGGCGUUGCCACCGAUAGCGAGUUUGCUUCAACGGGCAUCUUGGGUGCUUCUCCUCAGCUGAAGGGCUGGAAGAACGAUUAUCCCCUCUUUUUGGACAACUUGGCUGCCCAGGGUUUCAUCAAGAGUCGCGCCUUUUCACUUGAUAUCCGCUCCAUUGAGAGCAAGCGAGGUUUCGUUGUGUUCGGCGGUAUUGAUACCAAGAAGUUUUCUGGUCCCCUGGAGAAGCGACCCAUUAUCCCUGCCGCCGAGUCCCCCGACAAACUCACACGGUACUGGAUCUAUCUCGACGGCGUCUCGGUGACCAAGGGAGACGGCUCCACGGCGGUGAUCUUUGAUCAACCCAAUGGUCAACCUGUUCUUCUCGACAGCGGCUACACCGUCUCUGCCCUGCCCACAAGACACUUCAACAAGAUCAAGGAAGCCUUCCCCGAUGUAUCUGCUCCUCCCGAGGAUGACAAAUCCGGUCUGUACCGUGUUCCCUGCGACGUUGGCUCUAGAAACGGCUCGGUAGACUUCAAAUUCGGCAAGACCAAGGUUGUCGUUCCUUACAACGACUUCAUCUGGAAGCAACCCGAUAAGAACAUUUGUGUCCUCGGUGUCACACCCGACGAUGACUUACCGGUGCUUGGCGAUACCUUCUUGCGCGGCGCAUAUGCCGUCUUCGACCAGGACAAUCGCAACAUUCACCUUGCCAAUCAUGAGGACUGUGGUUCUCGCCUGGUCGCUAUUGGCACGGGUCCCGACGCGGUUCCCUCCGGAGAAGGUGACUGCGGCAAAUCCAAGCCCACGACCAGCUCUGCAAUCCCUACUCGUUCGCUUACAACUCCCCUUACUAUGAACAACAGUACGACUGCCUCUGUCAAGCUCACAGUCAGCUCCAGCUCUGUUAUUUUCAACACCACCACACCGGCUCAUUCCACUCCCUCGGUUGAUGUUCCUGGCAGGCACAGCACUGUCACCUCAGCCAAACCAUUGAGUCCCGCUUCGAUUUCUACUGGCCCUACCAACGGCAUCGUCAUGUCCUCCAGGCCUACUGCCUCCGCGGCACAAUCCGUCAAAAUCAGCGUUGGCGGCGGCAACAGUAGUAGCAGUAGUGGCGGCGGCGGCAGCAUCACGCCUCAAGCUAUUACCACGGUGUCAGGGCCUCUCCCCAACAUUGUCUGGCAAAACGUCGCUGUACCUCUCACUUAUACUUCAAUAUUCAUCACCACCAGCGUUCGCACCAUCACUUCUUGCCCGCACUACGUCACUGGAUGCCCCACAGGAUCUGUCACGACGGAGACCAUGACGGGCACGACGACUUGGUGUCCCGGCGACACAGCUCCAUCUGGAAGACCUCGUCAAACUGCUGAGACGGUAAAACCGGCCAUGACUUUACAGUCUCUGAUUGCGUCCGAGCCGAGUAUCACAUCUGUCUUCACUACGACCGAGACGCACACAAUCACCUCAUGCUCAGGACAAGGUUCCUGCAAGAAGGGACACGUCACCACUGAGGUCAUCACGUCAACUACCCACCUUUGCCCCGAGUCCACGGCUACCUUCACCAUUUCGCGAACGCACACCUGUCGUGAGGACGAGAAUGGAUGUGAGCCUGGCGAUGAGACCACGACCGUCUUCACUGUUACUAUCGAGCCUCACACGACUGCCGACAGGCCUACUCCCGCCCCUGGCUGCGGCGACAACUGCGUCCUGCCUCCUCCGGCUCCAACGUCAGAUGUCGAGGCCCAGCCAAGAGUCACCGGCGUCAUGACGGCUCCUGAACCUACCACCACCAUUGACGGCACGAAUGGCGACAUGACCGCUUCCGCCAAACCCGUCGAGACGGCCUGCAGCACAUGUGGUUCAGAGACCGUCUCACCACCUCUGACAGCAGGUGCUUCUGGGUCUCGCGCUCCCGCCAUGGCCGGUGCCAUUGUUCUCGCAGCCCUGUCUGUCGUUCUAUAA
Molecule: messenger RNA, 2346 nt
Organism: Metarhizium album ARSEF 1941
Lineage: Eukaryota; Fungi; Ascomycota; Sordariomycetes; Hypocreales; Clavicipitaceae
Product: secreted aspartic proteinase
Exons: 1
Coding region: 1-2346 (781 amino acids)
Biological process (GO): proteolysis
Molecular function (GO): aspartic-type endopeptidase activity
Source: RefSeq, a predicted model, not a curated record